CCCUAAAACCCUAGCCGCCAGCCUCCCUCCCCUCUCCCACCAUGACUCCCGACGAGAUCGCAGCCAAGGAGCGCGAGCUCGAGGCCCGCGUCAAAGAACUAGAUGACCGCGAAGCCUUCCUCAACCUGCAAAUCGCCGCCACCACCAACUCCGCCGCCAUCUCCUCUCCGGAUGGCCAAACCACUUCCCCAAACCCUAACCCUACCGAACCCACCACCACUAGCCUCUCCACCUACGCCACCUCAAUCAAGCUCCAUGUGCCGAGCACCCUCAUCCUCACCGACGGCAACUACAUAAACUGGACGGAGCUCUUCCUCAUCGCUCUCGGCCGCUACGGUCUCACCGCCCACGUUAUCGGCGACGCCACUCCCUCCGACACGUCCCCCACCUCCGCUUGGGGCCGUGAUGACUACACCAUGCUCUCCUGGAUCUACGGCUCCAUCGACACCGACCUCCUCGGCAUCGUCAUGCGUCCCGGCUCUACCGCGCACACCAUCUGGGACGCCAUCGAGAACCUCUUCCGCGACAACAAGAAGCAUCGUGCCAUCCAGCUCGAGGCCGACUUCCGCAACACGCCACAGGGCAAUCUCUCCAUCAUCGACUACUGCGCCAACUCAAGAACCUCGCCGACUCCCUCACCGACGUCGGCCAGCCCAUCACCGACGAGACGCUGGUUCUGAUGCUCCUCCGAGGCCUUAACGAUACUUACGCCCAUCUACGUUCAUUUCUCCCCUUUCAGGUGCCGUUCCCCUCGUUUCUUCAAACGCGCUUCGUCCUCAUCCUGGAAGAAACUCAGCGGCGCACCGACGCCCGCAACGCCGCCUCCAAAUGCACUCUGGGCCAUGGGCUAGAGCGUACUGCCCAACAACGGGGGCGCCCGCGCCCCCCUUCUGGCGAUCGCUCAUCGCCCAGCGGACAUGGACGUGGGCGCGGCCGCGACAACCCCUAGCAGUUCAACCCCUGGACGUGGGCCCCUACUCGUGCUCAGCUUCAGCAGGCCCCGUGGCAGCCACCUCCAUCGACACCGUGGCAGGCGCCGUCUCCAGGCCUCCUAGGUCCGCGCCCCAGCAUGACACCACAGGCGUACACUGCCCAGGGAUCCUACGUCCCCACCGCCAACCAGCAACCGUAGAUCGACCCGGCUCUCCUCGCUGCCCUCAACAACCUGCAGCUCCCCGGCGGCGACUGGCACAUGGACACUGGUGCAUCCUCUCACAUGGCAUCCGAUCCCGGCUCUUCCCAGCGGGAUCGUGAUUCUCCGAUGUAACAGCCCGGGUCCUCUCUACACCGUCAACCCACCCGCCUACGCUGUCGGCUACCUCGCCACCAUCUCGUCCGACCUCUGGCAUCGCCUCCUUGGACACCCCGGCCACAUCUCCACGCCAUCACUACCCACCAGCACCACGAAUAAAACAGGACCUUCCCUGUGUCAUGCAUGUCAAUUAGGCAAACAUGUUAGGUUACCAUUUUCUUUGUCGCAAUCGUCUACCACUCGGCCAUUUGAACUUUUACAUUGUGAUCUAUGGACAUCCCCAGUUCUCAGCA
Lolium perenne is the source of this 1545-nucleotide messenger RNA. RefSeq lists its product as uncharacterized. The record is from RefSeq and is a predicted model, not a curated record. Lineage: Eukaryota; Viridiplantae; Streptophyta; Magnoliopsida; Poales; Poaceae.